AUGUCAAAAUGUAAAGUAACCGAUGAAAACAAGUUACUUGAAGAAAUGUUCCCGUUCGGUCACGAUAUGAUUAAUAUUAAAAAUGGUCAAAUAUGCUUGGACAGUAUAGAAAGGAACAAGAGGAUUCUUCUCUGUGAUUUAAAGAAGAAUUUAACUGAAGAAGAAAUCGCAAAGUUAAAUUGUUUCUCCAUGAAAGACGUUGAUAUUGACAGUCCCAAUUAUGUCAAUGAGAAAGUUAUGAAUGUCGGUUUUGACAAGAAAGAAAAUUACGUGGCAAGGAUAAAUAAUUGGACGGAUUUGAAGGAAUGUAAGCCUUAUUACUUGGACGGUAAAGGACUGGGUAAAGAAUUUGAUUUUGAUUACCAACCCGAUUUGGAAGGACACCCUGGGCCUAGUCCGAGUGUCAUUUUGCAGGCUUUGACAAUGUCAAAUGCAAACGAUGGUAUAAAUCUGGAAAGGCUGGAGACCAUCGGGGACAGCUUCUUGAAGUUCGCUAUUACGGCUUAUUUGUACUGCGCGCAUCCCACUGUACAUGAGGGGAAGUUGAGCCACAUGAGGAGUAAGCAGGUAUCGAACCUAAACCUCUACCGUCUUGGGCGUAAUAAACGCCUCGGCGCGCGAAUGAUUGCAUCGAAGUUCGAACCGCAUGACAACUGGCUCCCGCCGUGCCACAAACCUCCCUCCACGUUACACCCCAGACAAGCUACCGACACUCAGGAGCAUUCAGGACCUCCAGAAGGACCCAUGGACGGCAGUGGAUGCUUCAUACCUUACAACCUGAUCACUCAGCACAGUAUACCUGACAAAUCCAUAGCAGACUGCGUCGAAGCCCUGAUAGGGGCAUACCUCCUGGAGUGCGGCCCUCGCGGCGCCCUCCUCUUCAUGUCAUGGUUGGGCAUUCGCGUUCUGCCCAGGCACUCGGUGCCGCUCGCACCGGACCACCCCUACGUCCAAACUGUUCUCCGCCAAGACCAGAGCAAGCAGAAACCCCAGCCCCCACCGUCACCGAAGCGCAAAUCGGAAGUCUCCGACACAGAUUCCAACUGUUCGUCUGAAGAUGAAGACGACCCGUGGAAGCAGCAGCAGGAUCUGGUGCCUGACCACGAUUGGAGCUGGAGAGGCAGACCUGUAGGCUCCCUAAGGCCUUACAGAGAUGAGCAGGGAAACUGGAUGCAGCCUAUCUUCGGUGAAUUGAAAGCGCCGCCAUCCCCCCUUUUGCGAUACAUCGACGAUCCGGAGGGCGAACUAGAUCGAAUGUUGUCAGGAUACGAUGACCUGGAAAGGACGCUCCAGUACCGAUUCAAGGAUCGGUCGUUGCUUCUGCAAGCUCUAACUCACGCUUCGCACCAGCAGAACAGGUUAACAGACUGCUACCAGCGGCUGGAGUUUCUCGGAGACGCCAUAUUGGACUAUUUGAUAACUCGUCACCUCUACGAGGACCCUCGGCGUCACUCUCCGGGCGCCCUCACAGACCUCCGGUCGGCGCUGGUGAACAACACCAUAUUCGCCACGCUCGCUGCCAGACACGGGUUCCACAAAUAUUUCCGACACAUGUCGCCCGGUCUUAACGAAGUAUUAACUAAAUACAUUAAGAUUCAAGAAGAGAACGGCCAUUCUAUAAGCGAGGAGCACUAUUUAAUACAAGAGGACGAAAUGGAACAAGCUGAAGACGUGGAAGUUCCAAAGGCCUUAGGAGACCUCUUCGAAUCAGUGGCUGGGGCGAUUUUCCUAGACUCGGGAAUGUCCCUUGGAGCAGUGUGGAGGUCUUACGUGAAUUUGAUGGGAGCUGAACUCGAAGCCUUUAGUGCAGCUGCACCGAAGUCACCGGUCAGGGAGUUGUUGGAGGCAGAACCGGAUACUGCUAAGUUUGGCAAACCUGAGCGUCUAGCCGACGGAAGGCGUGUGCGCGUCUGCGUGGAAGUAUUCGGAAGAGGAACCUUCAAGGGCGUAGGUCGAAACUACAGAAUCGCCAAGGGCACUGCAGCUCGUUGCGCGCUCAGACAUUUGAGGGCAACUAAACAACGAUAGAACCAAUUGUAUUUUAUAUUAUUAUGCAACAAGUGUAUAACCAGAAAUAGAGACGAAAUAAGGGCCAUUCAUGCCUGGCAACUCA
This is a messenger RNA of Hyposmocoma kahamanoa, 2113 nucleotides long. Its product is annotated as endoribonuclease Dcr-1-like. Lineage: Eukaryota; Metazoa; Arthropoda; Insecta; Lepidoptera; Cosmopterigidae. Gene Ontology annotation, cellular component: nucleus; cytoplasm; RISC complex. The transcript has 13 exons. Gene Ontology annotation, molecular function: ribonuclease III activity; RNA binding; deoxyribonuclease I activity. The coding region runs from base 1 to 2028 and encodes 675 amino acids. The record is from RefSeq and is a predicted model, not a curated record. Gene Ontology annotation, biological process: pre-miRNA processing; siRNA processing; apoptotic DNA fragmentation.